Molecule: messenger RNA, 4419 nt
Organism: Fonticula alba
Lineage: Eukaryota; Rotosphaerida; Fonticulaceae
Exons: 13
Coding region: 193-4377 (1394 amino acids)
Cellular component (GO): guanyl-nucleotide exchange factor complex
Source: RefSeq, a predicted model, not a curated record
CUCGUCCUCCGUCCCCUCCCCUCCUGCGCCCCCUGUCCCGCUCGCGUCGCUGCCACACCUCCGCCCCUUUUCCCGUCCGGCCAUACCCCCGGGGGGAAGCAGUUGCCUCCUCGUUUCUUCACUGCCUUCGGACUCCGCGUCCUUCCUUUUUUUCUUUUUUUUUUUGCCCCGCCUCUGCCCUGCUCCCUGGUGAUGUCGUCCCCCCUGGUGGAAUCAAACCUCGGCGAUGCCAGGCUCGAUAUUGCCUGGAUGCCAAGCGCCAGCCAGCUGGCCGAGCUGACCGCCCGCAACCCCAAGGCCCAGCAACGCAUGCAACGCCAGGCCCUGGCCGAGUUCACGGACCCCGGCCGGGCGGGGCCGGCCGGCCCACCGGCUGCCGCCUGCCCGCCGGCUGGCAUCUUGCCUGCCUUUGACCGGUACUACCUGGGUACCGACCUGGCCACCGGGGUGGGCUGCCUGCGCGAGCGGCCCGCCACCAGCGGCCCGCACGCCUCCCUGGAAAAGGUCCACGCCAGUGACUGUGAUUGCGCCUUUCACUGCUUCUCCGGGCACUCGGCCUGGCGGGCCAUGUCCGCGUACUAUGCACGGCCAUCGAGCCCUGCGAGCCCCGUCCCGGCGAUCUCGGCCCCGGGGAUGUCCAUCAACGCCGGUGGCGGGAUGGAUUUCAAUAACCUGCUCACCGAGGGGCCCGGCUACUCCAGUAGCCUGAGCUCCUCCUCCUUCUUGGGCCUGGGGAAUCCCCUGUUCCGGUCGUCGUACACCUCGCAGUCGCUCCUGACGACGUAUCAGCCUCUUCACUCGCCCGGGUCGUCGAUCCUACCGAUGCACUCCUCGGCCUACAUUGCCUCGCUGCAGUAUCAGCAGCAGCAUUCGCCGCAAAUGCCCCAGGCACCGGCGCCCCUGACGCGCGUGGCUCCCCCAAAUGACGGGCACUUCGAGCUCUCAACCUCGCUGGAGUCCACCUCGUCCCUGAGUGAGGCGCCUUUCGGUGGGCCGGGCGCCGGGCCCGGUGUCGGCACCGGGGGGCCCAAUGUGCCGCCCUCCUCGGUCCCUGCCACAUCGACCUCUCAGGUGACCGAGGCCUUCUUGGGAUCGGACUUCAUCCUGAUCUCGGAAUUCGACGAACUCCAGGGCCCGCUUCCGAUGUGCACCCUGCCGGAACGCAUGGCCGCCGUGGACCGCCGCAUUGCAGCCACGCUCAAUUCCUUUGUCGUGCGCAUCAUGGCCGUGGACUACCAAACCAAGACGAAGUACAACGACAGUGUAUAUAUGCCGGAUGAUACGCAUGUCUUCCUGAUCGAUGAGCAGGACCUCAUUCCCGGGCAGUCGAUGGUGCCGGUGUUUUCCUCGAAUGCCUCACCGGCCGGUGUGUCCACCGGGGAUCACAAUGGGCCCGGCUAUCCGCUGUCGGCCGGCAGCGAUGGCGAUUUUGACAUCGUCGAUGAGGGGCAGACGGUCAAGUACUAUGCGUAUGUACACAACUUUUCCCUGAACGACUUGCAGGCGCGCGGCUACGUUCGGCCACUCUGCUUUUCAUAUGUGGCCACCAUGGAGCCCACCAAAAUGAUGACCUUCUUCGAUGAGUUCGUGGCUCUCUUUACCCAGAUUGCCACCCCCUUGAAGGACAUCAACCGGCGCAUCUUCCUUCGGGAUCUGUACUCGCGCAACGCCGAUUUGGAAUUCACCAAAAGUCUCUGGACGGAUCCUUCGCCGGAAUCAGCCGCUCGAUUGGCCUACGAGCUGGGCCGUGUCAGUGAUGAGGACGGCUUGGAGCUCAUUGGUCCGGAGAACAUCGAUUCCCUGCUGGAGGAGUCCCGUGAGAUGAUUCGCAUGGUCCGGCGUCGGAUCCACGAGGAGACGUAUGGCCCGCAGCCGGUGGAUGCCACGCCGGCCGAGCUGUCCGGUCCGGCGGAUGCCUUUCCCCCCUGCGGGCAUACGCCCACCUUCAUGCGGCACCUGUACAAGCUGUCGCGCUUCGAAACCCACCUCCGGUCUAUCGACGAGCUUACCAGCGUGGACACUCUGUUCCCCGGGUGCGGCACGUGCGGGUGCUUCAGCUGUGCCUCGCAGGGCCGCGGCGGUCCUGAAUCCGAUGCCCACUUCUCGGAGGGCGCCCCAUCCACCGGCUCGGCAUCGACCGCCGGGGCCAGCGAAUUCCGCGUGGCCUUUGAGAAGCUCCGCACCCUGAUUCGGUCCUUCAACAAACCGUCCUACCUCCUGCAGCUGGAGCGCGAGGAGCUGGAGGACACCUCCGAGUGGGAUGCCUUCGACCUGGGCGCCGGCCCGAGAAUGGACCUCGACCUUGGGGCCGCCGGGACCACGCCCCCGCGCCACCCUCUCGGCACGCAUCUCCUCUUCGGCGAUGCGGCCUUCGGGGGGCUGACAUUCGGCGAUCAAGUGGCCGCAUCUCCGGGAGGUUUGCCGGUGGCGCUUUCUCGCCGCCCCCCCUCUGCCCCGGUGACUGUGCCCCAAUCCGCGCCGGGGACCAAUCCGGCGCUGGCUUUCCUCAGCCGUCUGGAUUCCUCCUCGAAUGUCUUAUGGCCGCAGCUGCUUGCCGACAAGUAUUCCCAUCUCCAGAAGGACCCGGGUGCCAAAGCCCCGCCCCCUUUGCAAUUCCUCGAGCAGCAGCCGGCCUUUGCGGCGCGGCUGCUCUUCAGCAUCUUCACCGGGCGUCCGGUGAUUGUGGUUGCCGAUCCCUUGGCUAAGGACACCGCGCUGCAGAUUGUGGCCGCCCUACAACAGCUGCUGCCACAGAGCAGCUUCGCCCCGCCAGGUGUCCGGCCUUGGGUUGAUUCGGCCGAGGAGGCCUCGUUGACGCUCCUGUCUCUGGCUCGCAUCAAGCUUAUGGGCGUGUCCAAUCGGGUCAUCAUUCCAGUGACCAUCACUCCCUACGUGACCGUGCUGAACAUCGACAAGUACACCGUGGCUGGGCCGCUGUACUUUGGAGCGCUGUUGGACCCGCGCCAGGUCCAGCGCAUCGUCAAGAGCCCCCCGGCCGAGCUGCAGAUCCAAUCGCAGAUCCUCUUGACCGAGUUGUCGCGGAAGGCCUUCGUCUACUUCCAGGCCCUGGUGCUGGGCUUCGAGUUCGAGCCCCUGCCGACGGAGCCCCAGGCGACCCUAUGCUCGCAGAAGUACUACCCCGGCAUGGGGAGCCCCGGCGGCGGCCGGAUGGGGUCCCUCCGUCCGGUUCCAGGUCGGCAAGGCCAGUCGAUCGUGUCGUCGAUCAAUCUCCUCCGGGAGUUCUCCUCGCGCCUGGCCCUUUCCCCGUGUGACGUGGCCAUGGUCCAGCACCUUGCGGAGCUGAUUCGCGGCGACCACUUGGCCGAACUGCGAGCGACGGCCGCCGCGGCAGCGGCGGCGGCGGCGGCUGCUGCUGCUGCUGCUGCCGCUGUGCCGGGGCCAGCCGACCUGGCUCCCGGACUGGGUGCCUCCGCGGGCCGGACGGUGCCACCGCGGCCGGCCAUUUGCGCCUGCCCAGGGUCUCUGGUGCCGCUGAUGCCGCUGCGGAAGUGUGCGUCCGCUGUCCCGGACCGGCCGGCACUGGCGCCGAUCGACACGUCGCUCGCUGCCUUUGCCCGGCAUCCGCCGGGGCCAUCGGCACCGGGGCCGGGGCCCGCUCGAGCCCGGCGCCGCGUGGCCCCGACCUCGGCCACCGCGUUGGUGGUGCCCCCUCCGGGCGUGUACCACCCCACGGCAGGCGACACAUACCGGACCUUCACAUGCACCGGGCUGUGUGCCCUGGGGGCAUGGUCGCGGCAGCCGCCGCGACUGGCGGUCGCCAGUGGGGCCAACGCGCCGGCGAUGCCUUCGGCCGGUCGCCAGGCGUCUGGCCUGGCGGCACAGCCCCGGCCAUCGCGCUUGACCAGCAUCCUCCAAACGGAGGACCCAUCGGCCACGGGCGGCGCCCCCUGGCCACGUGCGCGCUCCAGCAGUUCCUACACCCAGUCCUAUUUGCCGGCCGGGGCGGAGUCGGUGGCUCCCUCGGCCAUGCACCUGGAGGUCCGGGCGCGGCCCUUUGUCUUGAGUCAUCUGCGAUCGGCUGGCGGUGGGCGCCCGGGCACGGCCGGCGCCAGUGCCGGGGGUGCCUCGGCUGCCGGUGUGCACCAUUCCGGGGACCGGUCGUCGGACGAUGGCAGUGCCAUGGCUGCCGGGGCCCGGUCGCACCCGAUGUCCAUUGCCGGGGCGGGCGCCAGCGGUGGCAGUGGCGCCGGCGGGUAUGCGCAUGGUGGCGGAUCGGCAUCCUCCUCGUCACUCGGGGGGCCGGGCGAUCCGGCCGGCGAAGAUGGAGCCUCGCCCUCAUCGGGCGGGUCCGGUGCCGGGUCAUCCUGGCUCUCCUUCAUCUGGGGGAGUUCCAGUGGCGGUGGCCGGGGGAAGUGACUUCUCGCCUCUGUGUAAUGGACAAAGUGUGUCUCGGCUGCG